AUGUUUAAGAACACGUUCCAGUCUGGAUUUCUCUCUGUCCUCUACAGCAUUGGGAGCAAACCUCUCCAGAUCUGGGACAAGAAAGUACGUAAUGGACACAUUAAGAGGAUCACAGACAACGACAUACAGUCACUAGUCUUAGAGAUAUGUGGGACUAAUGUUAGUACUACUUACAUAACUUGUCCGGCAGACCCACAGAAAACCCUCGGUAUCAAGCUACCAUUCCUUGUCAUGAUCAUUAAAAACAUGAAAAAAUACUUUUCAUUUGAAGUCCAGGUUCUUGAUGAUAAGAAUGUCCGUAGACGUUUCAGAGCCUCAAACUAUCAAUCAACGACGAGAGUGAAGCCAUUCAUAUGCACAAUGCCAAUGAGAUUAGACGAUGGUUGGAACCAGAUCCAAUUCAACUUAGCGGAUUUCACACGUCGAGCUUACGGGACCAAUUACAUUGAGACGCUUAAGAUUGCCGUGAGUAACGCUAAUCACUAA
Amphimedon queenslandica is the source of this 486-nucleotide messenger RNA. Its product is annotated as cilia- and flagella-associated protein 20. The coding region runs from base 1 to 486 and encodes 161 amino acids. The transcript is spliced from 4 exons. The record is from RefSeq and is a predicted model, not a curated record. Lineage: Eukaryota; Metazoa; Porifera; Demospongiae; Haplosclerida; Niphatidae.